AUGAUUUCAAGGCUCAUUCCGUGGAUGAUAUACCUGACAUUAAGUGGAGCCAUCUUUUUUCAAUCCUAUUACAAGUACAAAUUUUGUCCGCAAUAUUUUUAUUUACAUUCAAUGCUGGGGUUUCCAAUACAAGGCUUGAAAAGACUACUCGAUGAGAAUGUUGGAUUUCAUAAAAUAUGUGCCUUUAUCACGGUAGCGGCCUCAGUGAUACAUACUAUAGCCCAUUUAAUAAACGCAGAAAACUUCUCUAAACACUAUAAUCAAGACUAUGCAGAUUUAAACUUUGCUAAGUUCAAAGAUCAGAAUCCUCUGGUUUUUGUCUUGUGCUCAGUUGCAGGGAGCACAGGAAUCCUGAUGAUGGUAAUAUUGAUGUUAAUGAUUGGUACAUCUAUGCCAGUAUUAAGGAGAAGUUCUUACGAAGUGUUUUGGUAUUCGCAUCAUUUCUUCAUUGCAUUUUACAUUCUUCUUGCUGUUCAUGGACUGGGGUAA
Messenger RNA from Exaiptasia diaphana, 489 nucleotides. Its product is annotated as NADPH oxidase 4-like. The transcript is spliced from 8 exons. The coding region runs from base 1 to 489 and encodes 162 amino acids. Gene Ontology annotation, cellular component: plasma membrane; NADPH oxidase complex. Lineage: Eukaryota; Metazoa; Cnidaria; Anthozoa; Actiniaria; Aiptasiidae. Gene Ontology annotation, molecular function: superoxide-generating NAD(P)H oxidase activity. Gene Ontology annotation, biological process: superoxide anion generation; defense response. The record is from RefSeq and is a predicted model, not a curated record.